Molecule: messenger RNA, 699 nt
Organism: Thelazia callipaeda (thelaziosis nematode)
Lineage: Eukaryota; Metazoa; Nematoda; Chromadorea; Rhabditida; Thelaziidae
Source: the annotation of a GenBank genome assembly
AUGAAGUUGCUAGAGAAUGCAGAACUUGAUAGCCUUUUGUGCAUUAUUGCAGUUUUCAGAUUAGAACCAUAUUCAUGUAAAAUGAUUACAUCUGAAAAGAAACAGUGGAAGAGAAAAAAGCGAAGUGGUGAAAAUGCUCUGCAACCGCUCUCACCACCGGAGAGAUUACCUUAUUUUUCCUACAGUUCACCACUCGCCGCAAAAAAUCAGCACUUGCAAAGUUUUUCAAAAUUGGCUUGUUCAGAUUCAAGUGAUGUUGAAGAUACUGGUGUAACGUAUGCAGAUGCGAUUUCAUGUCGAACUUUAUUUGAUUUAAAAUCAGUUAUGAACGUAUCAUUUCAAGAUUAUGAUUUUUCAUCAACGAACAGCGAAGCUUUCUCUUUAAUUCCUGAUUUUAAAGUAUUAUCUGGCUUGAUUGACCUGAAACUUUCACCUAUUAUAUCAAAUUAUUAUGACAUUAAACAAACUCUUUGGCGAGAAAUUGAUGAAGUGAUUAACAUUAACAACUGCAAUUUAUACAGUUAUAAGACAGGUUACACGGGUGAUCCGUAUAACGAAGAUUUGGUGAUGUGGUCUUUUGCUUACUUCUUCCAUAAUCGACGUAUGAAACGUAUUCUCUUCUUAUCGUGUCGUGCGUUUCGUGCUGAUCCUGCUCAAAAUCGAUCAGCUGAAGAGCUAUUUGGUGGUAAUAUAAUAUAA